AUUGUCAAAUGGCAACAUACUGUCAUUCAUUUAUCAUUUCUUUUUUUUUUAAGUAAUAUUUAUAUAAAUUAAAUGUUAACAUAUAUUUAAAAUCAUGGGUGAGGACCAAAAAAAGAAAUCGGAAAAAUGCCUAAGAAAAUCAAAUUUACUAGUAUAUCAGCAACCGUCUGGACAAAGAACAGAUAGAAGAUUUGACGAUUGCAAGAAUAAAAUUAAAAUUCCUAUUUGCACUCCCAAACCGAAAACUAUACGAGUAUGUACUGGCGCAGAAUUGAGAAAAAUGUGUCCACCGCCUGUGUGUCCUUGCGAACCGACAAAAAAGAAGGUGCGCAGUUUUGGAUUGAUAAGGUUUUUGGGGUUUGGACUUAAAUCUGCAAUUGCAGCAGCGAUGGUAUAUAUAACAUACGAUAUGGGUAUAUGGGGCACCACCGAGGAUACUCAGCAAUUGUAUAGUAAUGCUUGCACGAUGUUUGGAAGCCCUAGGCCAAAGAAAAAUACCAAAUGGGAUCCUCCUUCAUGUGAGGCUGAAAGCGAAUUUUUUCCUCCUCACACCUAUAAUCCAUAUGCUCAGUGCGAAGAGCCACCGAUAAGAACUGAAGAUACGUACAUGAAAUUUAAAAAUUUAUGGAAUCAAGGAGUUUCGUCAGUAUUUCAUGGAAUUGCGAAUUUUCCUGGAAACCUUAUGAGUUUUGAAGGGAAGUCUAAGGCAAAAGAUGGUGAUGGUAAAAAAGAAGAUGUCAAAUGUGUUUCAUAUUCACAGUUAUCUGAUGAAGAACGAGAAAAAUUAACUAAUAUUUAUAAGUAACCUAACCUGUUUAAAUAUAUCUAUCAUUUACUGGUAA
This is a messenger RNA of Anthonomus grandis grandis, 842 nucleotides long. RefSeq lists its product as uncharacterized. Gene Ontology annotation, biological process: cristae formation. NCBI's taxonomy places the organism in Eukaryota, Metazoa, Arthropoda, Insecta, Coleoptera, Curculionidae. The transcript has 4 exons. The coding region runs from base 95 to 805 and encodes 236 amino acids. The record is from RefSeq and is a predicted model, not a curated record. Gene Ontology annotation, cellular component: MICOS complex; mitochondrial crista junction.